AUGCAGUUAGCUCUCCAGCUUCAAAUCCAUAAUGUACAUCUCUUGCUUUUUGUAUUCAACAGGUGUCUCAAUGCCUGCACCUAUUGCAAGACUAAACAUGCUAGAGGUGACCUAGCCAGCUACCCUGUUGAUGAACUGGUGAACAGGGCAAAGCAGUCUUUUCAAGAGGGUGUUUGUGAGAUAUGGUUGACCAGUGAAGACACAGGAGCUUAUGGAAGAGAUAUUGGCACUGACCUGCCAACACUUCUUUGGAGACUGGUUGAGGUGAUCCCAGAGGGAGCAAUGCUGCGGCUCGGGAUGACAAACCCUCCAUAUAUUUUGGAGCAUCUAGAGGAGAUGGCAAAGAUCCUGAACCAUCCUCGAGUAUAUUCCUUCUUGCAUGUGCCAGUACAGUCCGGCUCAGAUAGUGUUCUAAUGGAUAUGAAAAGGGAAUACUGUGUUGAAGAUUUCAAGCGUGUAGCCUCCUUCCUGAAAGAAAAGGUACCUGGAAUUACACUUGCUACUGAUAUCAUCUGUGGGUUUCCAGGGGAGACAGAUGAAGAUUUUCAAGAAACCAUGAAACUGGUUCAGGAGUACAAAUUUCCAAGUCUUUUUAUUAAUCAGUUUUACCCACGGCCAGGAACACCAGCAGCCAAAAUGCAGCAAGUCCCAGCUCAUGUGAAAAAGCAAAGAACAAAGGAAAUGUCUCAGCUGUUUCACUCAUACAAUCCAUAUGAAUACAAGGUUGGUGAGAGACAGCAUGUUCUAGUCACAGAAGAAUCCUUCAACUCGCAGUAUUAUGUGGCACACAACAAAUUCUAUGAGCAGGUUCUUGUUCCCAAGAACCCGACCUUUAUGGGGAAAAUGAUUGAAGUAGAUAUUUAUGAAACUGGAAAACAUUUCAUGAAAGGCCAUCCUGCAUCGGGAAUGGAAAUAUACACGCCAUCAAUUGCCAAGCCUUUAGCAAAAGGAGAGGUAUCUGGUGUAACAGAGGAAUUGAAGGCGAUACUUCAGAAUGGUACUGGUUCACACGUCCCUUCUGCUACAAAAAAUAUGAUGGAUCUUCUGGACUUUAGAGCACGCUUGCAGCUGCCAUGGAGAUUGAAUGAUGAAAGGCUAAAAUGGAUGUCACUUAGCCUAGCUAUACUAGUUGCUGUUAUAACUUUUAGUCUAGAAAUAUUUCGAUAGGAAAAACUAUGAAAUAUAACUAAAUGGAAAAAUGUUAUAAAUGUUAUGUCUUAAGAGGACAAUUCGCCAAUGAAGUUGUUUAACAAACAGUAAAUCAUGUAUGGAUUGUGAACUGCCCAAGUAAAUGUUCUUCUGUACGUGCAUUUUAUGGUCAACAUUUAUUUGAUUUUAUAGAUAGACCCAUUUUUUUUAAAUUGGCAUGAUGGAAAAGAUGACAAAAUAUAUUUCUUUAGGGAACACUUUCUAUUAGAAUAACAAUUGGGCUUGAACUCAGCAAAGUAAGUCGUUUUGUAGCCUCUGCUUUGCUUUCUUGCUUUUUCUGUCAUUCUUCAUGAAGAUAAUAUUUUUUUCACGCUUAGCAAGUGUGGUAACAGAUGGUAUAUGCCUGUUACAAAAGCAGUGUUAACACAUGCCAUCUUCGGUUCUCCUUUAUUCACAUUUGUUAGUCUUAUGUAUUUUCUGUCCACAUGCAGUUUGUUAGACAUUUGGCUUCCUUUUCAGUCCAUUGAGUCUUUGAAAAUGUAUUGUUUUUUUCAUAGCGUGAGCAGAGGGCUUUAUGAUGUUAGCUGCUGAUGACAGCAAAAGAAAGCUUAAACUGAGAAGCAGAAAGGAAGGGCAUAGAAAAGGAUAGUUACUGACAAAAGUUCAGUCUCAAAGGCUUCCAUUACCGAAAGAUAGUGGCAUGUCAAAAAGGGUAUUAAAAGAAAUGCCAUCUGUUGGCCAGUAAGUAGAAAAAGGCCAAGUCUGUCAGCAGAGAAUCCCUCUCUUAAACCUAUACCUGUAAAAGAAUGUGACCACUGAGGUGACUUUUACUUUUGCUCUAAUAAGUUUCUUUGGAAAGAGAAAACCUUGAAAAGAAGUCCAUUGUAAUUUUCCACAAAAUUUAUGCUGGUUAUAAACUUGUAGCAGAACAUUCGUCUCUGUAUUUAUCAGUUGGACCUUAAUCAGUACAUGGCCCUAUGGAGGCAUACAUUUUAGUUCACUACAGCUUUGCAGAGGAAGGCUUUCGGAUGGCACUUAAACCAGUCUGUUGUACUCCUUCCAUUGUGAGGCCAUUUAAUACAUCCCCAUAUGUCAGUCGUUUAAUCUUUCAUCUGUAUCGGAGUAUGACAUGUCCAAUAAGGCAUUCCCUUCACCUAUACCUGUUUUGGUGGAGAAGAAUUUCUAUAAGAAAUAUAUAAAAUCCUUUGGGCAUAGAUGUUGAUUUGGACAAGUAGCAGUCUUUUGUCUCCUUGCUUCCUCAGUAAGCGGUUUCCUUGAGAAACCACUAAUAUGAUAAGAUAAAUUAAAAGUUAUAAAUUGAGUAAGCAGAAGAGCCUCACUCUUGGACUCUGCUGCCUUUGCUUGACUUUACUAAGGUCCUUACAAAGGCAAUGAUUAGAGGAGCAGGCACACAACCUCUCAAAACCCAGCAAAAGUAGACCAGUUUUACACACCUCCUGACACAAUUGAAUGCAUUCCAAAGAUAUUUGAAAAUCAAACCAACAGUUAUUUUUGUUUUUCUCAGAAUGUUAAAACUUGCCAUCUGACAGAGAAUCCAGACUGGGGGGCUAAUCUGAUAAGAUAAUAUCUACCUAUUUUGUUUUUCAUCUUGAAUGUGGCUAUUAUUUACUGAGCUCUCGUGGUACAGUACAAGAACUCUAUUUUAGAACAUGUCUCCACUUCUGGACUUGGAUACUUGAAGAUAAGAUCCUGAGAUUAAUGUCCACUGCAGAUAAAUAAAGGUGCUUAAAUAGCAAAAUAUCCAUAUAAGGCAAUGGAUAUGUUUUCAUGAAAUCAGUACCUAUUGCAUUUAGGAGCUCAACUUCCCAGAAGAUAUAAUGGUUUAGCCUCUUGAUGUCCUUUAAGUAGUGACACUGUUACACAGUUAACCAAGGAGGUUCUGAGAGAAACUCAAGUGCUUCACACUCAAUUUUGUACCUUUUCACUUUCCAUUCCUGUAGCUGCUCAGGUGUCCAUGAAUUAUUUUGUGAAAGCUUUCCUAAAGUGGAUUUCUGCUAUUAAAUUCUCUAUUCUUAACAUCUAGUCUAUUCAGGAUAAAUUUAAUUUUAUGAGGGAAAAGUUACCAUUUCCUCCUUUUUAACUGUUAUCCCCUUACAGCACUUUUCCUAGUGAUAUUGGCCUCAACUAGAUUUCUGAGCUUUGGGCCCUGUUGCAAAAUUAUACCUUUGCUGUAUUUCACUUGAAUCAAAUCUCCUUGAAAAAUCAUCCAUUUAUUGCAAAUGUGGUUUCCACACUCUCUUUAUUUUUAGAGAACCGCCACUUUUAUGUUUGAAGUAAACAAAGCUGAAAGUUGCUGCACACUUUGGAUUUCCAAAUUUCAAGUGUAAUAUUUAUAGCGAGACAGAGACUGAAGGAAAUCUGAUCAAAUUAAGGGAUGUUUCAUAGUGCACUGCCCAUGUUUCUCCUAAUCCAUAUGAGUAUUGCAUUGGUUAACCCUGGACAAACAAGAUGUUUGAUGAGGGAGACAUCCACCAAAAUGCUAAAAUGAUUUUGCCACCUACACUAAAGGUAGGCAAGACCUUCUUGUAACUAAGCAGGCCUUGUCCACAUGAUUUGCCGAUUGUAUUAUGUUGUGCUAUUACCAAAAAAAUGCAACAUGUAUGGGUGCUGUCGGGAGACAUGCUACACAAGGCAUAUGGAUCAUUGCGAUCUGUACAUCUCAUCCACACAGUCAUUAAGCACAGUAAGAUAGAAAACCAAUACAGAUUUUCGCAUGACAGUCUUGUAAAGGAGGCACCUUUCUUAGCUGUGUAGCUUUGCAGAAUAGCUGAAUAAUGCUGCUUGGAAUUCUAUCAGUUUGUUGUUCUGCUGUAAAAAUUCUCUAGAAUGAAAGAUAUACCUUGUUUGACUAACAUUAGCUCUGUGAGAGAGUAAGAAUACCCAUAUUACAACAUAUCUUCAACAGAGAGACUUUUACAGUAGUCCGUAUGUAUAACAGCUAUCCACCUGCAUAUAUUUCAGUUGGAUGUGGUGCUCUUAGAGCCUUCAUGCUAUAAAGUUUAAGUAGUCACUGUGUACUUUCAGUGCUACAGUCAUUGGUUCAUUGCAUUGCGAGUUUUGCUGUCAUCAUAAACUUUCUUACUGAUAGAAAUGAAAAUGACAUAGGGUAACAGUGCUUUAAGCAGAACAUAUGCUAUUUGACACCCGUGGAACACAGCAGUACUAGACAGAUGUUUGCCCAAGGCAACUAUGAUGAGUAGAAAAAAGCAAGGAUUGAAAAUGGCAUGAAUGGCUUAGAGUUCAUUUGUUACACUACCAGAAUUCUCCCUCCAAAGAUUUGCUCUUAUGGUUAAUACUUUACGUGAACAUAAUUUGUUUUUAUCAUAUUGGUUUGUAUUGCAUUGUUCUGUUGUGAGUUUUAAAAAGCUGACAGUUUUUCCCCCCAUUUUUAUCCAGUUUAUUUACCUGUACAUUUCUACUAGCAGAAAACAGCUACUAAAUGCAUUUGUUAAAUUUGAUCCCUGACUACAGCAGUAUAAUUUGAAAGCCUCCUUGGAAUAAAGCUGAAUAAAGUAUUUUUCUGAAA
Protopterus annectens (West African lungfish) is the source of this 4696-nucleotide messenger RNA. Its product is annotated as threonylcarbamoyladenosine tRNA methylthiotransferase-like. Lineage: Eukaryota; Metazoa; Chordata; Ceratodontiformes; Protopteridae. The record is from RefSeq and is a predicted model, not a curated record. Gene Ontology annotation, cellular component: endoplasmic reticulum. Gene Ontology annotation, molecular function: iron-sulfur cluster binding; tRNA (N(6)-L-threonylcarbamoyladenosine(37)-C(2))-methylthiotransferase activity. Gene Ontology annotation, biological process: tRNA methylthiolation. Bases 1 to 1167 code for a protein of 388 amino acids. The transcript is spliced from 9 exons.